Messenger RNA from Symbiodinium pilosum, 630 nucleotides. The record is from the annotation of a GenBank genome assembly. Lineage: Eukaryota; Dinophyceae; Suessiales; Symbiodiniaceae.
AUGGCACGGCUUUUGGCGUGCAUCGGCUUGGCUGCUGCCGAGCUUUAUGAGACGGGGAGCGGGGAAGUUGAGUUUCAGCAGAGCCUGCUGCAACAUGCCGCACGGGUUUCGAAGGAUGAAACCAUUUCGAUUUGCGAUACAGUGACGACACCUGAUCCGUCACCUUUGGCAACCUCGUUGAACCACGGGAACUUCUAUAUCAUUGCACUCAGCAAUGACACUGCCCUAAACCCGACCUCAACAGGUUAUUUCGACAAAUACAACCUCAGGACACAGUUGCGAGGGAGCGAUGAGCAUCGCAGUCUGUAUUUCAUAAACUGGUGGAUGGAGAGCGACGAUCCAUCUUCCAAGUGGGUCUUUGAGGAUGGAAGUCGAAACAUUACAGAUCCAACAUCUUUGAUGAAGAUGGCUGUGAAGGAUGCCAUCUGCUUGGAGCGGGGUUGUCGUUUUUCCCAGUGGCAUGUAGAAGUAUGGAAAGGAUUUCCGCUCUUCAUCAACUGGUCCUGCUCUGGAUUCUAUGUGGGCCACGAGGUCUUGUGGGGUGGGGCCAAAGGCGGAGGGAUCGAGCGCUACCCGCUGAAUGCGAUCAGAACCGGCCCAUAUGACCAUCCAUGCCCCUGCGGUUUUUAG